AGUUACUCGCUGAUCUCCGUGGAGUCCAGGUCUUCUGCCCAAGAUGAAUUUGGAGGGCACUUCAGGUGGCAUACUUCAAAAAGAAUUCUGGAGAAACAGAAUUCAGUAUAACCAGAGUCAAAAGGAUAUCCUCCAAUCAUGGUUUCAACAUGACCCUUUCCCUGAUAAAGCUGCCAGAGAACAACUGGCCAAAGAAAUUGGGGUUCCAGAAUCUAAUAUUCAGGUUUGGUUUAAAAAUUACAGAGUAAAACAGAGAAAACUGGAUUAUAAGUGCUUCUCAGAAAAAGAUCAAACCCAGGGGCAUGACCAGUCCCAGCAUCUGACUCAAGAAUACUUACCUAAAGAAGCCCGACAAAAACAGACAUUCAUCACAUGGACUCAAAAAAACAGGCUAGUGCAAGCCUUUGAGAGGAACCCAUUCCCUGAUAUUGCUACCAGAAAAAAACUGGCUGAACAAACAGGCCUGCAGGAAUCAAGAAUUCAAAUGUGGUUUCAGAAACAAAGAUCUCUGUACCUCAAGAAGAGCAGAAUGGAGCCCAUGAAUUUAUUGGUAGACGACCCAAAUGAGAGACCAGAUGCAACUGUUGGGUGGCAUCCAAUCAACCUGUUCCUCCCCACAGACAGCUCUCAUUAUUUUUCUUGCUCACAUUCUUCCAGCGGGCAUGAAACUCUUCCACCUGUUCUUCCUUCAACCCAGGCUCCUUGGGAUCCCUUCAGGUUCCAUGUGAGCCAAGGACCAAAUGUCAUGAUCAUGCAGCCCACACAGGCUGUGCAGGAAGGAGAGAAGUCUGAUCAGCCUCUGAUAAUUCCGAAUCACCUCCUGACACUGCCAAUUCUGACAAAGGACUUAGAUACUCCGACUCCCUUCUGGCUCCAAUACCAAGAAGAACACCAAAAUCACAAAGAACACUCUGGCUCGGGAGUACCACAGGUCAAGAGCCAUUCUCAGCCUGAACCUGAGCACAGGGAGCAACAACCUCUAAAUCUGGGUCAGUUUGACAUAUCGAACAUUUUGCAAAGGUGGGACGAGAUCUGCCAGGCUCUGCUUGCUGAAUGGGACCCUCUCAAAGGGACACACUGAGACAGACUUGUGGCAGCAGUAGGCACACUCAGCUGA
Messenger RNA from Homo sapiens (human), 1117 nucleotides. RefSeq names its product double homeobox B (gene DUXB). Gene Ontology annotation, cellular component: nucleus. The transcript has 5 exons. Bases 44 to 1081 code for a protein of 345 amino acids. Gene Ontology annotation, molecular function: DNA-binding transcription factor activity, RNA polymerase II-specific; DNA binding. The record is from RefSeq and is marked validated. Gene Ontology annotation, biological process: regulation of DNA-templated transcription. Lineage: Eukaryota; Metazoa; Chordata; Mammalia; Primates; Hominidae.